This is a messenger RNA of Numida meleagris (helmeted guineafowl), 2559 nucleotides long. It is a transcript of the gene QSOX1, whose product is annotated as quiescin sulfhydryl oxidase 1. Gene Ontology annotation, biological process: protein folding. Lineage: Eukaryota; Metazoa; Chordata; Aves; Galliformes; Numididae. Gene Ontology annotation, molecular function: protein disulfide isomerase activity; flavin-dependent sulfhydryl oxidase activity. Gene Ontology annotation, cellular component: Golgi membrane. The record is from RefSeq and is a predicted model, not a curated record.
GCGGGGCCGCUGGUGGCCCGCGGUGCUGGUGCUGCUGGCGGCGGCGAUGCCCGCGGCGCGGCCCCGUUCGCUGUACUCGCCCAGCGACCCGCUGGAGCUGCUGGGGGCCGACACGGCGGAGCGGCGGCUGUUGGGCUCCCCCAGCGCGUGGGCCGUCGAGUUCUUCGCCUCCUGGUGCGGGCACUGCAUCCACUUCGCCCCCACGUGGCGGGCCCUGGCCGAGGACAUCCGCGAGUGGAGGCCGGCGGUGAUGCUCGCAGCACUCGACUGUGCUGACGAGGCCAACCAGCAGGUGUGCGCUGAUUUUGGGAUCACCGGCUUCCCCACGCUGAAGUUCUUCAGAGCUUUCUCCAAGAAAGCAGAGGAUGGGAUAAGGAUUGCUCACCCUGCUGCCACCAUCGCGGACCUGAGACGUGCCAUCAUCACCAACCUGGAGCAGAGCGGGGACGCCUGGCCGCCCGCCUGCCCGCCGCUGGAGCCAGCGAGUGCCGAGGAGAUCCGCAGCUUCUUCCAUAGGAACGCGGAGCGGUACCUGGCACUGAUCUUUGAGAAGAGCAAUUCCUUCGUGGGCAGAGAGGUGGCGCUGGACCUGCUGCAGUACGAGAACGUGGCGGUGAGGAGGGUGCUGAGCAGCGAGGAGGAACUGGUGGAGAAGUUUGGCGUCACCGCCUUCCCCUCCGCCUACCUGCUGCUCCGCAACGGCUCCUUCUCCCGCCUGCCCGUGCACGCCGAGGCGCGCUCCUUCUACACCUAUUACCUGCGGACGCUCUCCGGCGUCACCCGCGGCUCCUACAGGCUCAAUGUCACCGGCAGCGCCGUCAACGAGACCCGUGCACUGCAGCCGGCGUGGGCUGACCGCUCCAAGGUGUACGUGGCCGACCUGGAGUCUGCGGUGCACUACACGCUGCGGGUGGAGGCUGGCCGGCCGGCGGUGCUGGCAGGAGCCCAGCUGGCUGCCUUCAAGUGCUACGUGGCCACACUGGCCAAGUAUUUCCCUGGGCGUCCCUCUGUGCAGACCUUCCUGCAGUCCCUGGACGGCUGGCUGCGGAACUGGACGGAGCCUGAGCUGCCUCGCAGCGCCUUGAAGGAGGCGGUGAAGAAUAAGGAGGACGCCUCCCCUGCCGCCGUGCUCCCCACCAAUGUCACCUGGGUGGGCUGCAGGGGCAGCGAGCCCCAUUUCCGCGGUUACCCCUGUGGGCUCUGGACCAUCUUCCACCUGCUGACAGUCCAGGCUGCCCAGGGCGGCCCUGACCAAGAGCUGCCGCUGGAGGUGCUGAGCACCAUGCGCUGCUACGUCAAGCACUUCUUUGGCUGCCAGGAGUGCGCCCAGCACUUUGAGGCCAUGGCGGCCAAGUCCAUGGACCAGGUGAAGGGCCGGGAGGAGGCCGUCCUCUGGCUUUGGUCCCACCACAACAAGGUCAACGCGCGCCUGGCAGGUGGUGACACAGAAGACCCCCAGUUCCCCAAGCUGCAGUGGCCCCCGCCGGACAUGUGUCCACAGUGCCACCGGGAGGAGCGGGGCGUGCACACGUGGGACGAGGCGGCUGUGCUGAGCUUCCUCAAGGAGCACUUCUCCCCACGUAACCUCCGCCUGGACCACGCCGUCCCCAUCCCCAGGGCUGGGGAGGAGGCGGUGGCGAGUGCUAGGCUGGGCACUGCAGGCCUCCGGGAAAAGGAAGAAAAGGAGGAGAAGGAGGAGGGAGAGAAGGAGACAGAGAAGCCCGACAGAGAGGGCGAGACGGGGCGGCCGGGCUCCUCGGAGCUGCGCCGUCCCAGCAUCGUGCGCAGGAACCCACGGCUGCAGGGGGUGGGCGAGGACAUCGUGGACCUGGACUCCUUCAGCGAGCAGCACUUCAAGAGCAAGGCGCUGCGGGCGGCCGGCCGGCACCGGCGGCUCAGCAAGCGGGACACCGUCGCCCUGCACCACGACGCCGGCUGGGAGCAGCUCCAAGUGCCCGAAAGCCGCGAGGAAGAGGAGGAGGGGGGCUUGAGGAGGAGCCCCUGGCUGCGGGUGCUGGGCUUGGGCUUCUCCCGCCUGGACGUCAGCCUCUGCAUCGCGCUCUACUUCCUCUCCUCCAUGUGCCUGCUGGGCAUGUACACCUUCUUCCGACUCCGCACCCGCGCACGGAAAGGUCGUCCUGGCUUCCCCGGGGCGUGAGAGCAAGUGGGACCACCCUCCCUGGGCUGCGGGGCUCCCUCUCGCAUCGCCCAGGGCUGAGGUUUUGCUGCUGUUUUUUGGAGGGUUGUCCCUCAGUGUGCCACAUCCUGGGGCUGUGAUGCUGAUGUUGGUUGGGGUCUGGGCACCCCACUGCCCUCUGCAGGGACUGGGCUGGUUUGGGACUGGGCGGCCCGGUCCUGUGCUGGGGCAGCCUCCUGGUUCAGCACCCUUCUGCGGCCGGGAGCAUCGCGUUGGUCCCCCACUCCUACUCCCCCUUUGCCUGUGGGGGCACUGGGGGCAGGUGUCAGCAUUUUGUCCCCCUCCCCAUCUCGUUGCUCGCUCUCUGCUUGUCUUAGUGGAAUAAAUUAUUUUUGCCGACGGUGGUGUCGGCUCGUCCCUUA